AAAUAAUUUAAAUUCUAUGUUCAAAAUAUAAUAAUUGUUUGAAGAGAAUGGGAUUCCUUUUGAAACAAAAUUGGACCCAAGAAAUUACCGAAAAAUUCUGGAUAAAUAAUUCACAUAACUAAUAUAAUAAUAAGAAAAAGAACAAGUAAUAUAUAAAAAUAUAAUUGAUUAGAUUAAUUUAGAAGAUGUUCUUCAAGAAUAAAUAUAGUUAAAAUAAUAAUUGGCUGAAUUGAUAAGAAAAGUACAUUAAAGUGGGAAACCAAGAAAAAAGAAUGCAAAUAAAAUAAAAUAAAGAAAAUAUGAAAUAAAGACAUUUGAAGCGUAAAUUGAAUAAAUAAAUGAAUAAUUAAGAGAGAGAUAACAUUAUAAACAGGCUACAUAAGAGGAAGUUGAAUUAUUAGGUAGUAAAAUAGCUGAAAUAAAAGAAGAAGCAAGUAUAAAAUUUAUUCAAAUAUUUGUAAAGAUGAAAGUAGAGAAGAAUUAUAAAGAGCAACUGCCACAGUUUAAGAAUUAUCGUAAUCAUAUUAAAAACUUGUUAAUUAAAGUAAUUAAAUAAGAAAUAUAUAUUUGAAUUUGUAAUAGGAGAUUAAAACAAGUUAGCAAAAACAAAACUAAUUGCAAGCUGCUAGUUUACAUUAUGAAUAAGAAUUUGAAAAAUUAUGUAAGGAAUAAUAAAGGCUUGAUCCUAAGUUAUUAUAAAAAUAAUAAAAACUAGAGGAAUUAGAAUAACUCAAAAAUAAAUUAGAGAUGGAAUUGUCUUAAAAAAAUAAUGAAUUAUAAUAGUCUAGAAUAUAAUUAAAAGAAUUUGAAGAUGAAUUUAAUAAAACAAAAAGCUAUGAUAAAUUAAUAAAAUCAGAAGUGAAAGCAUAAGAAUCAUUAUAAAUGGAGAGGAAGUUACUUUUAGAUGAAUUUUAGAGAAUUUGUUCAAUUAGUGGAAUAGAUUAAUUAGCUUAAUAAUCUGAUGAAGGAAUUAUGAAUGAAUUAGAUUAAAAAAUUUAAUAAAAUUAAGACACAAUUGAAUCUUAAGAAAAAAUGCUUGAUGGAUUAUAGAGUGAAAUAAAGUAAGAUAGCAUUCUCUAAUAUUUAGUGUACUUAUGGAAAAAGAGGAAACCUUUACUAUUAGAAGAAAUGAACUUCUAAAUAGAUAUCGUGGAUUAGAAAAAUAAAUGGAUGAUUUGGCUAAAAAGUAUGCAUAGUUUGAUAAAUGA
Paramecium sonneborni is the source of this 1208-nucleotide messenger RNA. The record is from the annotation of a GenBank genome assembly. NCBI's taxonomy places the organism in Eukaryota, Ciliophora, Oligohymenophorea, Peniculida, Parameciidae.